AUGACAUCGCGACUAAACAACCUCGCGGCCUUCCACCAAAAGCUCGCCAAAGCCGAUCGCAUCCUGGCCAUCUGCGGCGCUGGACUCUCUGCUGCAUCGGGACUCCCACCUUCCGCGGCGCCGGCGGACUAUGGAGAAACUAUGAAGCUACGGACUUGGCGACUCCGGAGGCGUUUGCUGAGGAUCCGGGGUUGGUGUGGUUAUUUUAUGCUUAUCCGAACGAAGCCCGAAUAUGCUACCCAGGUACUGACGAAAGAAACUCUUACCACCCAGCGCCGACACAUGGCCCUCCAAGUCAAACCCAACUCGGGCCAUCACGCCCUGGCCGCCCUCGCCCGCGCCAAACCAAACUUCCUAUGUUUAACCCAAAACGUAGAUAACCUCUCUCCGCGCGCCGGCCACCCUUCUUCCCAACUACGCACCCUCCACGGCUCUCUGUUUACACUUAAAUGCUCUUCUGCUACCUCAUCCGUUGAUCCGCCUGACCCUUCCCAACCGGGGAAAAUCCCCCUUUUGGAUCCUUCACACCCUUUACCAACUAUUGCGCCUUCGCAACUGCCGCAAUGCCCUCGUUGUAAGGAAUCGGGAAAACAAAGUCUGCUAAGACCAGGCGUCGUCUGGUUCGGCGAGUCUUUAGAUGCCCAGAUGUUAAAGGAGGUAGAUGAUUGGAUAGAUCAAGGUCCUAUUGAUAUCGUGCUAGUGGUGGGGACGAGUAGCGUAGUCUAUCCGGCGGCGGGGUAUGCGGAGCGAGCAAGGACAAAGGGAGUAACGAGCGUGGUGACGGUUAAUAAGGAGGUUGAGAAGAGGAUGUGGAGGAGACCAGAGGAUUUGGCGUUUCAGGGGGGCGCGGAGGAGUGGUUGGGACGGAUGUUUGAGCCGCUGAUUGGGGUGUUGGGUGAAGAUGGUGGUGGUGCUGCUGCUGGUGUAGAGGAGGGGGGAGGCAAAGGGGGUGAGUAA
Messenger RNA from Sordaria macrospora k-hell, 957 nucleotides. Lineage: Eukaryota; Fungi; Ascomycota; Sordariomycetes; Sordariales; Sordariaceae. The record is from RefSeq and is a predicted model, not a curated record.